AUGACCCACAGCCCCGCCACAAGCGAGGACGAGGAAGGCCACAGCGCCAGCGAGUGUCCCGACGGGGGCUCCGAAUCACACAGCUCCCCAGACGGGCCAGGGCGAGGCCCCCGGGGGUCCCAGGCCCGGGGCAGCAGCGGCACACCUGCUAGCUUGGCCUCGGCUCGGGGCCUUCAAGGUCGCUCCAUGUCUGUCCCCAACGACGCCCACUUCAGCAUGAUGGUGUUCAGGAUCGGCAUUCCGGACCUGCACCAGACGAAAUGCCUGCGCUUCAACCCGGACGCUACCAUCUGGACAGCCAAGCAGCAGGUGCUCUGUGCGCUGAGCGAGAGCCUCCAGGACGUGCUCAACUAUGGCCUCUUCCAGCCGGCCACUUCGGGGCGCGACGCCAACUUCCUGGAGGAGGAGAGGCUGCUGCGAGAGUACCCUCAGUCCUUUGAGAAGGGGGUGCCCUACCUGGAGUUUCGGUACAAGACUCGAGUGUACAAGCAGACCAACCUAGAUGAGAAGCAGCUGGCCAAGUUGCACACCAAGACGGGGUUGAAGAAGUUCCUAGAAUAUGUGCAGCUUGGGACAUCCGACAAGGUGGCGAGGCUGUUGGACAAGGGGCUGGACCCCAAUUACCACGACUCGGACUCAGGAGAGACUCCCUUGACACUGGCGGCCCAGACUGAGGGUUCCGUGGAGGUGAUUCGAACCCUGUGCCUGGGCGGGGCCCACAUCGACUUCCGGGCCCGGGAUGGCAUGACAGCGCUGCACAAGGCCGCGUGUGCCCGCCACUGCCUCGCACUCACGGCACUUCUGGACCUCGGGGGCUCUCCCAACUACAAGGACCGCCGGGGACUGACUCCUCUGUUCCACACGGCUAUGGUUGGGGGGGACCCCCGCUGCUGCGAGCUGCUGCUAUACAACAGGGCCCAGCUGGGGGUGGCCGACGAGAAUGGCUGGCAGGAGAUCCACCAGGCCUGCCAGCACGGCCACUCCCAGCACCUGGAACACCUGCUCUUCUAUGGGGCGGAGCCUGGAGCCCAGAACGCCUCCGGGAACACGGCCCUGCACAUAUGUGCCCUCUACAACAAGGAGACCUGCGCCCGGAUCUUGCUCUACAGAGGGGCCAACAAGGACGUGAAGAACAAUAGCGGGCAGACUCCCUUCCAGGUGGCCGUCAUUGCUGGGAAUUUUGAGUUGGGGGAGUUGAUCCGAAAUCACCGAGAACAGGACGUGGUACCCUUCCAGGAGUCCCCCAAGUACGCAGCGCGGCGGCGGGGCCCCCCAGGCGCAGGGCUGACAGUGCCCCCGGCCCUGCUACGGGCCAACAGUGACACCAGCAUGGCACUGCCCGACUGGAUGGUGUUCUCAGCCCCGGGGACCUCGUCUUCGGCGGCCCCCGGCCCAGCUCCGGGACCCCAGGGCCCAGCGCAGCCUUCAGCCCCCAGCACCAAAGUCAGCAGCGGGACCCUCCGGAGCGCCAGCAGCCCUCGCGGUGCCCGUGCCCGCUCCCCAUCCCGAGGAAGACACCCCGAGGAAGCCAAGAGGCAGCCCCGGGGGCGGCCCAGCUCCAGCGGGACCCCCCGGGAAGGCCCGGCUGGGGGCACCGGCGGCUCCGGGGGUCCCGGGGGCUCCCUGGGCAGCCGUGGCAGGCGGCGGAAGCUGUACUCGGCCGUGCCCGGACGCUCCUUCAUGGCUGUGAAGUCGUACCAGGCCCAAGGCGAGGGAGAGAUCUCACUGAGCAAAGGCGAGAAGAUCAAAGUGCUCAGCAUCGGAGAAGGAGGCUUCUGGGAGGGGCAGGUCAAAGGUCGCGUCGGCUGGUUCCCCUCGGACUGCCUGGAGGAAGUGGCCAACCGCUCACAGGAGGGCAAGCAAGAAAGCCGCAGCGACAAGGCCAAGAGGCUGUUCCGGCACUACACCGUGGGCUCCUACGACAGCUUCGACGCCCCCAGCCUGAUGAAUGGGAUUGGCCUAGGGAGCGAUUACAUCAUCAAGGAGAAGACUGUCCUGCUGCAGAAGAAGGACAGCGAGGGCUUCGGCUUCGUGCUCCGGGGGGCCAAGGCGCAGACCCCCAUCGAGGAGUUCACACCCACCCCGGCCUUCCCGGCGCUGCAGUACCUCGAGUCGGUGGACGAGGGUGGCGUGGCAUGGCGAGCAGGGCUGCGGAUGGGAGAUUUCCUCAUCGAGGUGAACGGGCAGAACGUGGUGAAGGUCGGCCACCGCCAGGUGGUGAACAUGAUCCGCCAGGGGGGCAACACGCUGACAGUCAAGGUGGUGAUGGUCACCAGGCACCCGGACAUGGAUGAGACCGUGCACAAGAAAGCACCCCAGCAGGCCAAGCGGCUCCCGCCCCCAGCCAUCUCCCUGCGUUCCAAGUCCAUGACCUCAGAGCUGGAGGAGAUGGUCUCCCCCUGGAGGAAGAAGAGUGAAUACGAGCAGCAGCCGCCACCGGUACCCAGCAUGGAGAAGAAGCGGACCGUGUAUCAGAUGGCUCUCAACAAACUGGAUGAAAUCCUGGCCGCCGCUCAACAGACCAUCAGUGCCAGUGAGAGCCCUGGGCCUGGUGGCCUUGCAUCCCUGGGGAAACACCGGCCCAAAGGCUUCUUUGCCACCGAGUCGAGCUUCGACCCCCACCACCGCUCCCAGCCCAGCUACGAGCGCCCCUCAUUCCUCCCUCCCGGACCUGGACUUAUGCUCAGGCAGAAGUCAAUUGGGGCUGCAGAAGACGACAGACCCUACCUGGCGCCCCCAGCCAUGAAGUUCAGCCGCAGCCUGUCCGUGCCCGGUUCCGAGGACAUUCCCCCGCCGCCCACCACGUCGCCCCCAGAGCCCCCUUACAGCACCCCGCCCGCACCCUCCUCCUCGGGCCGCCUUACGCCCUCUCCGCGGGGAGGCCCCUUCAACCCCAGCUCGGGGCACACACCCCUGCCCGCCUCCUCCCCGGCGUCCUUCGACGGACCCUCCCCUCCGGAUGUGCGCGGUGCCGCCGGGGGCCGAGACAAGAGCCUGUACCACGCGGGGCCCCUGCCGCCGGCGCACCAUCACCCGCCGCACCACCACCACCACCACGCGCCGCCCCCGCCCCCGCACCACCACCACGCGCACCCCCCGCACCCGCCCGAGAUGGAGACGGGCGGCGCCCCCGACGACCCCCCGCCCCGCCUGGCCCUAGGGCCGCAGCCCAGUCUGCGCGGCUGGCGGGGCGGCGGGCCCAGCCCGAGCCCGGGGGCGCCGUCGCCUUCGCAUCACGGCGGCGGUGGCGCGGGGGUAGGCGGCGGCGGUGGCGGCGGCUCCCCUCAGGCGCCGGCCCUGCGCUACUUCCAGCUGCCCCCGCGGGCCGCCAGCGCGGCCAUGUACGUGCCGGCGCGCUCGGGCCGCGGCCGCAAGGGCCCGCUGGUGAAGCAGACCAAAGUGGAGGGCGAGCCCCAGAAGGGCGGCCUCCCGGGCGCCGGCGCGCCGCCCUCCUCGCCCGCGUCCCCGCAGCCGACGCCCUCGGCCGGGGCCGCGCCGUCCGAGAAGAAUUCCAUCCCCAUUCCCACCAUCAUCAUCAAGGCCCCGUCCACCAGCAGCAGCGGCCGCAGCAGCCAGGGCAGCAGCACCGAGGCCGAGCCCCCCACGCAGCCCGAGGUGGCGGGCGGAGGAGGAGGAGGUGGCGGUUCCGCCCCGAGCCCCGCGCCCGUCCUGUCGCCCGCGCUGCCGUCGCCGUCGCCCGUGCCCACGCCCGCGUCGCCCAGCGGCCCGGCCACCUUGGACUUCACCAGCCAGUUCGGCGCGGCCCUGGUGGGCGCGGCGCGCAGGGAAGGCGGCUGGCAGAACGAGGCGCGCCGGCGCUCCACGCUCUUCCUCUCCACCGACGCGGGCGACGACGAGGGCGGCGGCGACGGGAUGGGCGCGGGCGCGCCCCCCGGGCCCCGCUUGCGCCACUCCAAGUCCAUCGACGAAGGCAUGUUCUCGGCCGAGCCCUACCUCCGGCUGGAGUCGGCGAGCGCGGGGGGCGGCGCGGGCUACACGGGCUACGGGGCCGCGGGCCGGGCCUACGCGGGCAGCGCCGGCGGCGGCAGCAGCGCCUUCACCAGCUUCCUGCCGCCGCGGCCCCUGGUGCACCCGCUCACGGGGAAGGCCCUGGACCCGGCCUCGCCGCUCGGGCUGGCCCUGGCCGCGCGCGAGCGGGCGCUGAAGGAGUCCUCGGAGGGCGGCGGCGCCCCGCAGCCCCCCGCCAGACCCCCGUCGCCCCGCUACGACGCCCCGCCGCCCACGCCGCACCACCACUCGCCCCACGCCCACCACGAGCCCGUGCUGCGCCUCUGGGGCGCCUCACCAGCCGACCCUGCUCGCCGGGAGCUGGGCUACCGGGCAGGGCUGGGCGGCGUGGAGAAGGCGCUCCCGGCCAGCCCGCCCGCCGCGCGCCGCUCGCUGCUGCACCGCCUGCCGCCCGCCGGGCCCGGGGUCGGGCCGCUCCUGCUGCAGCUGGGGCCCGAGCCGCCCACCCCGCACCCCGCCGUGAGCAAGGCCUGGCGGUCCGGGGCCCCCGAAGAGCCGGAGCGGCUGCCCCUCCACGUGCGCUUCCUGGAGAAUUGUCAGCCGCGCGCCCCGACGGCGAGCGGCAGGGGACCGCCGGCCACCGAGGACGGGCCCGGGGCGCCCCCGCCGCCUCCCAGCCCCCGCCGGUCGGUGCCCCCGUCGCCCACGUCGCCGCGGGGCGGAGAGGAGAACGGCCUGCCGCUGCUCGUCCUGCCGCCCCCCGCACCCUCCGUGGACGUGGAGGACGGCGAGUUCCUCUUCGUGGAGCCGCUGCCCCCGCCCCUGGAGUUCUCCAACAGCUUCGAGAAGCCCGAGUCGCCGCUCACGCCGGGGCCCCCGCUGCCACUGCCCGAGCCGCCGGCCCCAGCCUCGCCCCUGCCCCCCGCGCCGUCCCCGGCCGGGGCCGCCCCCGCCCCACCCGCCCUGGACUCCACCGCCUCGAGCCUGACCUCCUACGACAGCGAGGUGGCCACGCUGACCCAGGGGGCCCCCGCUGCCCCCGGGGAGCCGCCCCCGCCGGGCCCGCCCGUCCCCGCCGCGCCCGCCGCGCCCGCCCCGCAACCCGGGCCGGACCCUCCGCCGGGCACCGACUCGGGCAUUGAAGAAGUGGACAGCCGCAGCAGCAGCGACCACCCGCUGGAGACCAUCAGCAGCGCGUCCACCCUCAGCAGCCUGUCCGCGGAAGGCGGCGGCGGCAGCACGGGCGGCGGGGGCAGCGGCGUGGCCAGUGGGCCCGAGCUCUUGGACACCUACGUGGCGUACCUGGACGGCCAGGCCUUCGGGGGCGGCAGCACCCCCGGUCCGCCAUACCCGCCCCAGCUCAUGACGCCUUCCAAGCUGCGGGGCCGGGCACUGGGGGCCGGCGGAGGCCUGCGGCCCGGCCCCACGGGGGGCCUCCGCGACCCUGUCACCCCCACCAGCCCGACCGUGUCGGUGACAGGGGCUGGAACCGAGGGGCUGCUGGCCCUGACCGGCUGCUCGGGACCCUCGGCGGCGGGCGUGGUCGGGAGUCCAGUGGCCGUGGAGUCCGAAGUGCCCCCGGUGGCCUUGCCGGCGGCCUCCUCGCUGCCCCGGAAGCUGCUGCCUUGGGAGGAAGGCCCGGGCCCACCGCCUCCACCCCUGCCGGGACCCCUGGCCCAGCCUCAGGCCUCCGCCUUGGCCACCGUCAAAGCCAGCAUCAUCAGCGAACUCAGCUCCAAGCUGCAGCAGUUCGGGGGCGCCUCAGCAGCCGGCGGUGCUCUGCCCUGGUCCCGGGGAGGCGGCGGGGGAAGCGGGGACGGCCACCACACGGGAGCCAGCUACGUCCCCGAGAGGACCUCCUCGCUGCAGCGGCAGAGACUCUCCGAAGACUCCCAGUCCUCACUCCUGUCCAAGCCAGUCAGCGGCCUCUUUCAGAACUGGUCCAAGCCACCUCUGCCAGCACUCCCCACCGGAACCGCCAUCUCCCCUUCUGCCGCAGCGGCUCCGGGGGCCACCUCCCCCUCGGCCUCCUCUUCCUCGGGGUCCACUCGCCACCUCCAGGGCGUGGAGUUUGAGAUGCGGGCCCCGCUGCUCCGCCGGGCCCCGAGCCCCUCACUGCUGCCCGCCUCGGAGCACAAGGUCAGCCCCGCGCCCAGGCCCUCGUCGCUGCCCAUCCUGCCUUCCGGACCCCUCUACCCGGGGCUCUUCGACAUCCGCGGCUCCCCGACGGGAGGCGCGGGAGGCUCGGCAGACCCCUUCGCCCCUGUCUUCGUGCCACCGCACCCCGGAAUCUCCGGAGGGCUAGGAGGAGCUUUGUCAGGGGCCUCUCGCUCCCUCUCACCGACCCGCCUGCUGUCGCUGCCCCCCGACAAGCCGUUUGGCGCUAAACCUCUGGGGUUCUGGACCAAGUUCGACGUGGCUGACUGGCUGGAGUGGCUCGGCCUAGCUGAGCACCGAGCCCGGUUCCUGGACCAUGAGAUUGACGGCUCUCACCUGCCCGCCUUGACCAAGGACGACUACGUGGACCUGGGCGUGACCAGGGUGGGCCACCGCAUGAACAUCGACCGGGCUCUCAAAUUCUUCCUGGAGAGGUGA
Messenger RNA from Ochotona curzoniae (black-lipped pika), 6564 nucleotides. It is a transcript of the gene SHANK1, whose product is annotated as SH3 and multiple ankyrin repeat domains 1. The transcript is spliced from 24 exons. The record is from RefSeq and is a predicted model, not a curated record. Gene Ontology annotation, molecular function: synaptic receptor adaptor activity; ionotropic glutamate receptor binding. Gene Ontology annotation, cellular component: dendritic spine; postsynaptic membrane; postsynaptic density. Lineage: Eukaryota; Metazoa; Chordata; Mammalia; Lagomorpha; Ochotonidae. Bases 1 to 6564 code for a protein of 2187 amino acids.